GAGCCACCUUUGCUGCCCAAAACGGCAAAAACCCUUUCCAGCGGCGCCGCCCGGCCGGUGAGCUCGACCACCUCCGCGCUUCUCCCCACCUCCCCUCCCUCUCCGAUGAGCUGGAACCGCGUAGCCGCGGCCGCGGCCGGGAGGGUCUCGGCGAGGACCACCGCCCGCCGUGGGUUCGCGAGCGCCGGCGGCGCCCGCCGCGGACGUAGGCCCGCGGCGCCCCAGCCGUGGCCGUGGGCGUGGCUGCGGGGGCUGUGGCACGCAGAGCCGAAGAAGCAGCGGGGCGCCGCGAAGAGGCCGGGGAGGCGCGCGGCCGAGGGCGACGGCAAGGUCUCGCCCGGCGACGCCGCUCCCUCGUUCGUCAGCUCCAAGGCGCCGGCGCUGGAGAGCGGCGGGGGAACGGCCGGCGAGGAGGGCGCGCCAUCGGGGAUCUGCCAGCAUCAAGACCUCGACCCCGCGCGCGUACAGGCCAAACUGAAGCCUCUGCUCACAAGGGCCAGACUCAUCAUUACCAGGAAAGUAGAAUGGGCAAGUAUCAUGUUUGCGUAUGCGCAGGAGACUAGAUACAUCAUAAAGGAUCCACGCACUCCUCGGAGAAAAACUCCUGUGGGUUUAAUUCGAGAGAAAAGCAACGUCAUCCUUAGGCAGCUACUUUGGACAAGGCGACCAUUCGUUGCAGAAUUUACUGAUGCCAGGGGUAAUGAGAUAUUCACGGUUCGCCGGCCUUUUAGGUGGAUCAACAGCUCCAUUUAUGCAGAAGUGGAUGGCAAGGUAGGUGUAGUCCACAGUCGUUGGCAUCUUUGGCGUAGAAAUUAUGACUUGUACUUAGGGAAUAGGCAGUUUGCUGUGGUGGAGAAUCCUGGAUUUUGGAGCUGGUCCUUUGCCCUGUUUGAUGAGGAUGAUAAUUUAGUAGCCAUAAUUGACCGCAAGGUUAGGGGAGUUGGUUGGGAGUGCAUGCAGCACUUCACGAAUGCUUCCCAGUAUGAAGUUCGGUUUGGUGAUGCUGGAAAAGGCACUGAUAAAGUUUUUUGUUUCGCUAAAGAUAUGGACAACGAUCUUCGCGUGUUUCUCCCGCUGGAUUUACCCGAGAGGGCUGUUGCUCUUGCUCUUGCAGUGUCUCUGGACCAUGACUGCUUCUCCAGGAGACGAUUGGGCUGGGUUCUUCGUCUUUUAGGAGCCUGACGGAAUUGCAACACUGCUGUUGGGGCAGGCCUAGAAAUGGCAGUCCCCCAUUCGAUCGUCUUUAGCACAAUUCCUCUUUGUUAUGACCGGCAUAGGGCUUAGCCCAGUGGGUUAUGGCCCAAGUAUCUUAAUUAGGGGCUUAGCCCAAUUAUUUUAUCGUAUUAGGAUCGUUUGCUUAGGAGUCAAAUAAACCUCUUUAUAUAAGAAGAGGAGAUGUAUCAAUCUAAUCAAGCAAGAAGCAAUCAUAAUUUGCUCGGCUUCCCUUAGGGAGCCGGGAGACCUAAACCCUAGCCGCCUCCUGCCUUCGCCGCCGCUGCUUCCGUCGCAAGGACGGCGCCAUGUCACUGGCCGCCGCGCACCAGCCCUCGUCCUUCCCCCUCCUUCCCCUACAACCUACGCCCUAGAUCCGGUAGGGCCCUAGCUCCUACCAAUUUGGUAUCCAGAGACUCGGGUUCGAUCAUGUUGUC
Molecule: messenger RNA, 1649 nt
Organism: Triticum aestivum (bread wheat)
Lineage: Eukaryota; Viridiplantae; Streptophyta; Magnoliopsida; Poales; Poaceae
Product: phospholipid scramblase family protein C343.06c
Exons: 11
Coding region: 106-1182 (358 amino acids)
Biological process (GO): plasma membrane phospholipid scrambling
Cellular component (GO): plasma membrane
Molecular function (GO): phospholipid scramblase activity
Source: RefSeq, a predicted model, not a curated record